AUGGCUUUGAUGGGUUGGGGUCAAGUAUUAGAUCAUUUGGAGAUACAUCCCGAUAUAAUUAUUUGUACAAGGUGGGGACACAACAGAGCUCUGAUGUUAACUUAUUUUGACCACCUUAGUUUUUCAUUACUUCAAACUAUUAUCUUUUCUUCAGAUUUUUGUGGCGCCAAAAUGCUACUUUUGCAAUCUCAAGACACUACAGACGCUUUGACGUGUUUGUGGAGGCUGAAGCUAACAAAGCUGCAGGAAAAUAUGACAACGCCUCUAUUGAUUACCAGAUGGAAUUUUAAAGGAAUGUCCGAGACCAAGCUUCCUAUAACUAGUGAUGUUCCUGAAGGCUGCACCAUAAUAAGGGAGCACAUUCCCAUUACAAAUCUAUUCACCUGCCUAUGGUUCAAUGAAGUAGAUGAUUUUACUUCGAGGGAUCAGUGUGUAUUUCGUGUUGCAUAUUGUGGUGAUUGGAAGAUCGGUUCUAUGCAUUAUCAUAAGAGCUUAUUCUCUGGGGACUUGACUCUCAAGUGGUUUAUUGAGGCCAAAGAGUGA
Molecule: messenger RNA, 543 nt
Organism: Pistacia vera
Lineage: Eukaryota; Viridiplantae; Streptophyta; Magnoliopsida; Sapindales; Anacardiaceae
Exons: 5
Coding region: 1-543 (180 amino acids)
Source: RefSeq, a predicted model, not a curated record